Messenger RNA from Trichomonas vaginalis G3, 675 nucleotides. Its product is annotated as winged helix DNA-binding domain family. Gene Ontology annotation, cellular component: nucleus. Lineage: Eukaryota; Parabasalia; Trichomonadida; Trichomonadidae. Bases 1 to 675 code for a protein of 224 amino acids. Gene Ontology annotation, biological process: RNA processing. The transcript has a single exon. The record is from RefSeq and is a predicted model, not a curated record. Gene Ontology annotation, molecular function: mRNA binding.
AUGACUUUAUUCAGGAAGCUUUUUUCAUUUCUUGGUUGCAAUGACACUCAAUCUCAACUUCGUCAAAUUCAAGAAAAGCCAACAAUCAAGUUAUUGAGCAAUUCGAGUCAAGACCGCCUUGAAAUAAUUCGUGAUCAAGUUGAAUAUUAUCUUUCAGCGUCCAGUUUAAGAGAUAACAAGAAUUUACGAACUUUUAUCAAAAAAUCAAUCGAUAGAUUUGUUCCACUUGAUACUUUUCUCGAAUAUAAUAAAAUGAAAAAUUUAUGUGUUACAUUUAAUGAAAUUCAUGAUGCUUGCGUUAUAUCAAAUGAUUUAGAACUUAAUACAGAAGGAAAUGCUGUUAGAACAAAAUUGCCUGUAAAUAUUAAUGAACAAGAGCAAAUAGCAAAGAUGGUUAGACUAACAGAUGUACCAUUAGAUACCGAUUUAGAGAGGUUACGUCAAUAUAUAGUUAAUUAUUUUGGAAAUAUUGAAAAAUUCUCUGCAAAUCAUACUAUUCAAGAUUCUCAGAGAAUGUUCAGCGGCAUAGUAACUAUAUCUUUUACUUACGAGAACAACGCACGAGUAUUUCCAAAUAAAUUUCUUUACGAAGAUCAUGUGAUCCAAUCAGAGCCAUUUGAAGAAUACCAAUUGCGAAUGAAGAGAAAUAGAGCCCAAAAGCGCCAACCAAAGUAA